GCAGCCACUUGUCAAACUCAGCUUCAAAGGUGACAACAACCACCGCUGCCACCUUGGUGGAUGCUGCCAAUUCGAGCGACUAUGUGUACGAGUACUUGGAUGAGGAGGAUUACAUGCAGUAUAGCCUCUGUACGAAAGAAGAGGUGCUCUCCUUCAGCAGAGUAUUCUUGCCGUCUUUUUACACCGUGGUCUUCCUGGUUGGGUUGGCUGGGAAUGUCCUCCUGUUUAUUGUCCUCAUUAUGUACAUCAAGAAGAAAAGGAAGAUGACUGAGGUGUAUCUGCUGAACUUGGUGGUUUCAGACUUCUUCUUGCUACUAACCCUUCCUUUUUGGGCUCUGUACAUUUCUCGGUGGGUGACCUGGGACAUAUUGUGCCCGGUCUUAAAUGCCAUGUACACUGUGAAUUUCUACAGUGGGGUCUUUUUUGUGAGCUGCAUGAGUCUAGACAUGUAUCUGCAGAUAGUUCAUGCUUGUUCUCCUCGCAGCAACAUGGCAUGGAGGAUGUCCAUCCUCGUCUUGGUGGUGGUAUGGCUCCUUUCCAUACUUCUCUCCAUUCCUGAUGGCCUCUUCAGCAGCACAAGGCAAAUCCACAACAAAACCAUCAUAUGCACCCAUGAUUAUGGCCAAGAACACUUAUUUUGGAAGGUUGUCUUUCGGGUCAUUCAAAACAUCCUGGGUUUCCUUUUUCCCUUCCUCUUCAUGAUCUUCUGCUAUUCCCGCAUAGCAUGUGUCCUCGCUGUGUCUCAGAUGCCUGGCUCAAGGAGAGCGCUCUGCUUAGUCUUUACUCUGGUGGGUGUCUUCUUUGUCCUGUGGUCCCCUUACAACAUUGUCCUCAUCCUUCACUCCCUGCAAGAUGCUGGUGUGAUCAGGAGCUGUGAAAGCAAUAGGCAGUUGGACUAUGCCAUGCUGAUCACGGAGAGUUUGUCCUUUGUCCACUGCUGUCUCAACCCCUUGCUCUAUGCUUUUGUGAAAAAACGAUUCAGGUUAUAUUUAUGGAAGAUCCCUCGGGCCAUUUGCAGGAGAAGUGCUUUCUUUGACAUCCAGCCCCCAGAGAGUAGCCAGUCUUGCAGCAGAUACGCAGCUGACAUAGAAAUGUUGAGUAUGACAAAUGCAUGA
This is a messenger RNA of Pterocles gutturalis (yellow-throated sandgrouse), 1115 nucleotides long. It is a transcript of the gene ACKR2, whose product is annotated as atypical chemokine receptor 2. The record is from RefSeq and is a predicted model, not a curated record. Gene Ontology annotation, cellular component: membrane. Lineage: Eukaryota; Metazoa; Chordata; Aves; Pterocliformes; Pteroclidae. Gene Ontology annotation, molecular function: chemokine receptor activity. Gene Ontology annotation, biological process: immune response; chemotaxis; G protein-coupled receptor signaling pathway. The annotation marks the transcript as partial. The transcript has a single exon.